ACAUAGUGGAGGGCCUAAGCACCAAGACAGAAAAAAUAAAUAAGACAGAGCUGCCCUCCCGCGCAGAAUUACUGCACUGCCCCCGACAUCAAUCUCACGGGGGAAACCUGCCGCCGGCAACUCAUAUUCUCGGUCCGCCGCCGGCUUCCCAUCUGCGCCCCCGCGCAGCUCGUGGGCAAGGAGGGGGUUCGAUCCAAUCUUUCUUUCCUUUUCCUCCUGAGUCCUGAACUACCAACGCGGCUGUAAAUCUCUGCCAUCGCCGUCCGCGUUCUUCCUCGUCGCAACAUCGUGGCCCUCCGCAAUAUUUGCCCAGUGGGUUUUAAGGUCAAAGACCAGAGUAUAAAAUAAAGGUGGGCUACUGUUAAUAUUUCAUAGAAUGGAGUCCUUGUGGAAGCUGUCCUAUUUGCUUGAGCCGGCGUCACUUGCCCUCAUCGUGACGGCUGUUUCAGUUGCCUACGCAUCAGCAUGGCGUGCUCUGGACCAUGGCAAGGAGAUGGAGAGGAACUUGGACUUCUCGGAGGCAUCCAUCACACUUGAUCGGUCGCAGGCUCUCAUGAUCCCCCUUGCAAGCUCAUGCAGCCUACUGCUGAUGUUCUAUCUGUUUUCAUCUGUAUCGCACCUCGUCACCGCGUUUACCGCCGGAGCCUCUGUGAUGGCGCUCUUCUUCUGUCUGUCUCCGUCUAUCGCCUACGCCAAGUCGCAGCUCAAUCUAAUGGAUCCUUUCGUGUCGAGGUGCUGUUCCAAGUCAUUUACCCGGUUGCAAGGAUUGCUAUUGACUUUCUGCAUAAGCACGGUGGCAGUGUGGCUGGUAACAGGGCAUUGGUUGCUAAAUAACGUACUUGGGAUUUCCAUAUGCAUAGCAUUUGUCAGUCAUGUGAGGCUUCCCAACAUAAAGAUUUGUUCGUUGCUUCUUGUCUGUCUGUUUGUCUAUGAUGUUUUCUGGGUCUUCUUCUCCGAGAGGUUUUUCGGAGCAAAUGUUAUGGUUUCUGUUGCCACUCAGAAGGCAUCUAACCCAGUUCACACAGUAGCAAACAAGCUUAGCCUGCCUGGGUUGCGGUUGAUUACGAAGAAGAUAGAGCUUCCGGUGAAGCUUGUCUUCCCUAGGAAUUUGUUGGGCGGGAUUUUUCCAGGAAGCACUCCUGGUGACUACAUGAUGCUUGGCCUUGGAGACAUGGCCAUCCCAGGGAUGCUUCUAGCUCUUGUACUCUCUUUCGAUCAUCGCAAGAGCAAAGAUGUGGCUGUUCCAUCAGACUUAUCUCCCUCCUCAAAGCGGCGAAAAUAUGUAUGGUUUGCGCUAACAGGUUAUGGUGUUGGCUUGGUAACUGCAUUGGCAGCUGGGAUCUUGUCUCAGUCUCCCCAGCCUGCUCUACUCUACCUGGUGCCCUCGACACUCGGGCCCAUUGUGUACCUGUCAUGGUUGAGGAAUGAUCUGUGGGAGCUGUGGGAAGGAUCUGGCACAAUUGUGAACGAGAAAGCUCAUUUGCUGGAAGUCUGAGAUGAUCCAACAUGGCCAUAAAAAUCACAACCUCUUGUGAUGUAAUCUAGCUAAAAAAAUCUGCUCCAAGCUUCUCAUUCUACAGGAGAAUAUUUAUAAGAUAGUUUGGCCUUAGUAAUCUAAGCCUUUUACCAUGUUCUCACAAGAGGAAACAAUAUGUAAUUUAUCUGUAAUGGAAAUUGUUACUCCGUAUUAUAUUUGGUGAAAUUUUCUA
This is a messenger RNA of Triticum urartu, 1709 nucleotides long. RefSeq names its product SIGNAL PEPTIDE PEPTIDASE-LIKE 1 (gene SPPL1). Gene Ontology annotation, biological process: membrane protein proteolysis. The record is from RefSeq and is a predicted model, not a curated record. Gene Ontology annotation, molecular function: aspartic endopeptidase activity, intramembrane cleaving. Gene Ontology annotation, cellular component: Golgi-associated vesicle membrane; lumenal side of endoplasmic reticulum membrane; cytoplasmic side of endoplasmic reticulum membrane. NCBI's taxonomy places the organism in Eukaryota, Viridiplantae, Streptophyta, Magnoliopsida, Poales, Poaceae.